GUUGCAGAGUCAGCGACCUGGUCACUUUGCAGACUAGCUGAGUCCAUUUUCUUUCUGUACCGUCUCAGGAGCAGUCUCGGAAAUCCGGGGGCGGGGGGGGAGUUUAUGUUUUGAGUAAUUCUUCAGUUGGACCUAUAAGUCACUCCCGGAGAUAAUGUCUGGUUUCAAGAUGCAGUUAUUCAGUAGUGACAGCAGCAAUGUGCCGUAUUCUCGUCUCAGCUGGCCAAGCGAUGAGUUUCUGUCGGCUGACCUUUCAAGGAUCCAGUAUCUUAUCCGGUUCCUUGAGUUUAUUCAUUACUUAGGAAGCAUUUACAAGAUGAUGAAGAAAAAACUGAGAGCUGAAAAGACAGAAGUAUUAACUGAAGAUCUGCUUCAGGUGGAGAAACGACUGGAGCUGGUAAAACAAGUGUCCCACAGCACCCACAAAAAACUAACAGCAUGUCUACAGGGACAACAAGGUGUGGACGCCGACAAACGAUCCAAAAAGCUACCAUUAACAACAUUAGCCCAGUGUUUAGUGGAAGGCUCUGCCAUCCUGGGUGAAGAUACUUUGCUUGGGAAGAUGCUGAAGAUGUGCGGUGACACCGAAGACAGGCUAGCCCAGGAACUCAUCCUCUUUGAGCUACAGAUAGAACGAGAUGUGAUAGAGCCACUCUUUGUGUUAGCUGAGGUGGACAUUCCUAAUAUUCAAAAACAGAGAAAACAUUUAGCAAAGCUUGUAUUGGACAUGGAUUCAGCUCGAACACGAUGGCAGCAGUCUUCAAAGUCAUCAGGACUGACAAGCAAUCUGCAGUCGUCUGGCGCCAAGGCUGAUGCACUCAGGGAAGAAAUGGAGGAAGCAGCGAAUCGAGUGGAGAUCUGCAGGGAUCAACUGGCAGCGGACAUGUACAGUUUUGUGGCCAAAGAAAUAGACUAUGCAAAUUAUUUUCAGACAUUAAUAGAAGUGCAAGCAGAAUAUCACAGAAAGUCAUUAGUGCUUUUACAGAACAUAUUGCCUCAAAUUAAAGCACAACAAGAGGCUUGGAUAGAAAAACCUUCUUUUGGUAAACCGCUGGGAGAACACCUUACAAUAAGUGGAAGGGAAAUUGCGUUUCCUAUUGAGGCCUGUGUGACAAUGUUGCUGGAGUGCGGCAUGCAGGAAGAGGGUCUCUUCAGAGUAGCUGCUUCUGCCUCCAAACUUAAAAAGCUGAAAGCUUCUCUUGACUGUGGUGUGCUGGACGUGCAGGAAUAUUCUGUUGAUCCUCAUGCUGUAGCAGGAGCUCUUAAGUCGUAUCUUCGUGAGCUACCAGAACCCUUGAUGACGUUUGAAUUGUAUGAUGAAUGGAUACAGGCAUCAAACAUUCAAGAUCAAGAGAAGCGGCUUCAAGCUUUAUGGAAUGCGUGUGAGAAGCUACCCAAGGAAAAUUAUAACAACUUCAGAUACUUAAUCAAAUUUCUAGCCAAGCUAUCAGAAUAUCAAGAUGCCAACAAAAUGACACCUGGUAACAUGGCAAUUGUCCUUGGACCCAACCUGCUCUGGACAGCUAAUGAAGGGUCUAUGACUGAAAUGAUGACAACAGUCUCAAUACAGAUAGUUGGAAUCAUUGAACCCAUCAUUCAACAUGCUGAUUGGUUCUUCCCAGGAGAUAUUGAAUUUAAUGUCACUGGAAGCUAUGGCAGCCCAGUCCACACCAACCAUAAUGCAAACUACAACUCCAUGCCAUCUCCAGACAUUGAUCAUUCUGACCGCAAGCAGCACGACCAGGGCAGGCGACCACUCAGCGUUGCAACUGACAACAUGAUGCUGGAGUUUUACAAAAAGGAUGGCCCAAAUUACAUGAGAUCACGUUCUGCAUCUUGUCCAACAUGGCUGCUGCGCCUUAGGAAAAUCCAAAGCAUGGGUGUGAGGGUGAUGGACACAUCCUGGGUGGCCCGCAGAGGCUCCUCCGGAGUCCGAAAAACAUCCUCCACCCCACCCGGCACGCAGCCCCCUCCUCCGCCCGCCGAACCUGCCGCUUCGGGUCAGUCGCCAAUCCCUGAGCAGUCUGUAGAAAAUUCCUCUUCUCCCUCCCCCACUCCUCCUCCUAGCGGCCCACUACCCGGGGCUGAACGUGCAAGCGCAGACGAGUUGUCUUCCAAUUGGUUGGAUUCCGGUUACUCUUACCCUUCCCCAGAGAAUAAAAGACCUUCCCCUUCUUCUUGUUACCAGCAUGCCCACCAUUUCUACCAUCAGGCUCAGCCAUCUGCUCGGCCCGAGGGUCUCCCUCAAGCUUCCUCCCCUCAAAAGUGGUCAGGGUACAGCCCAACCUUUCUCACUCAGCCCUCCUCCCCACAGCAGCUUGACAUCAACUCGAACCCCAAGCCGUGCUCCCUGCACCUUUCUAAGCAAAGCCCCCUCACUGACUCGCAUGUAUCUGAAACUAAUAUCUCACCUGUCUACAUCAAAACCCCUCUACUCCUAACCAAGCACGACCCUUGUGGUACCCCCUUUAACCCUCCUGUGUCAGCCUCUCCCCCAUGGGUCGGCUGUGCCUGUGCCAGAGACAAAGGAACCAGGCUGACUAGUGCUAUGAAAGGCAAAGAACUUUCACCUGUGAUUGGACAGAAAGGGAGACCUGUUUCCGACCAUGUGACUUCUUCCAGCAGCCUCCAGCAAAGCAUUGCCACAAGUCAACUGCCAAGUGAGCAAAGCCCCCAUACCCUGAGGAAAGCUGCAAAGAAGGUGGCCCCCAUAGCUCCUAAAGUCCCCUUUGACCAGGCAACAGGCCAACCUUCCCCUGCAAGCUUAUCUCCCACUCCCCCAAGCACUCCAUCACCAUAUGCUGCAAAUUAUCCUCAAGCUUAUACCUUACCAUCAAGUCAGACACCCCCAGCUGCUCCAUCCCUGUCUUCUCCUCCAUCCCAAACAAGCACUUUAACUAAAUCUCGACCCACACUCAAGCCUAGACAAAGACCCACUCUUCCACCUCCACAGCCUCCUACAACAGGGUCUAGUCCACAGGCUUUGGACCAUACAAUUUUAGACAACCUGUCAGCUGGAGAAAGCAUGUCUACAGAUAUUGACAAUCCAGAUCCUUCUUUUAUACAGUCAGUAGAGCUUCAUGAUGCACUCUACACAGAAUCUUCAGACCAAAUUUGCACAAACUCUGUGGCAGACUGUAGAAUAAGAGCAGAUUCUGACGAGGAGUCAGAAAGUACUGUCCUAUGACGUAAGAACACUCCAUUUGUGUGACUCAAGCUGUACAUAUAUUACAUCAACAGGAUGGUAGAUCAAUGGGCAUCUCUUCACAUGUAACUGCAAGAAAAGCUGCUUCCAUUAACAAUGGGAAUGGAAUUCUUUAAGAUAAAAAUUUUGCUUUGAUUUGAUUAUGGUCAGUCAGCCUUUAAAAACGCUGUCCUGUUGUCUGAGAUCAAUUUUUUUUUUACUUUUUAUUUAGCCUUACUGAGAUAACUUUUUCAAUAAAGAACUUGGCCUUUGAACCUGCCAUUUAAGUUGAUUUAUAUAUUUUCAUAGCAUGAUAUGUGAUAACUCAGUAGCAUCAUACAAAAGAAUGCUAUCACACCCACAUAGAAAUAAGCAUUAAUGUAUCCUACAUCUGAAGUAAUUGUCUUUUAUGAGAUGGUAGUUUGAGUUUCUAUACAUGGCAAAACUUAUGAUUCUUUGGAGAAAAUGGUUUACCACAAAUAGGAGGUCAGAAUCUUGCAUUUAGAAAUCUUCCAUCUACUGAAGAAGCCCCUUUCUGUUGUACACUGGAAUGAGCCCAUCCUUAGGGCAGACAGAAAGGUGGGCCUAAAAGCAUAGAUUAAUAUACAGUACAAAAAUUAUCAAAAUAAAUCUUCAUUGUCUGAUAGAUGAAGAAGGUACACUCAGGAUUAAGUCAACAAGCACUGUUGAGUGAGGGAGUUAACUGUUGCAAUGCGUACCCAUGCAAACAGCCAGUUAAAGAUUUUGACCCCCUAGAGUUUUACAGAAUCACAAACAAAAUCCAUUUCCAAAAGUAGCCAUUCGCACAGAACAAAAAUGAGACUUUAUUUCUGAUCGUUGUGAUUUAAAUCAUCAUUGCAAGUAUAAUUCUAUGUCCCAUUGUAUACACCCUGGUAUUUGUCUGUUUAUAAAGUUCAAAGGAGAAAUGUGCUAAAUGCUGUGGUAUAGUUUAAAUUUGUAUAACACAUGGCAAUUGCCAAUCAUUCUGAAAGUAACUUCAGCCUGAAAAAAAAGGAAGAAAGCUGUCAGUAUUGUACUUUUUAAAUUAAAAAAAAAAGUCUGUACGUGGAUGGUGACUAUUACAAUGGACUGUUGUGGCAGUAAAAGUUUACCUGUUAUCAUGCCAGAAUACCUUGUAUGAAUAGAAUUUAAUUAAUGUCUAUGUAAAUGUUGUAUUAAAAAUAUACUGUGUAUUUAAGGGAGAGGGGCUAGACUGGUGACUGAUUGUGUCUAUUACCUUUGUAAUGUACAGGACCUAAAACAUUGCUCCGUGCAGUGACUUAUCAUAGAGUGUAGAGCUAUGAGAGAACAUAAUAUAUCUGUUAUAUAAACACUUAUUUCAUGCAUUAUGUUUCACUUGAAAAUAUAUAUAAUUAUAGUGCUUUAAAAUAAACACAUUUAAAUAGAGGGUUUAGUGGCAAUGUCUGAGAAAUAAAGUUGUGCUGAUUCCCUCAUCUGUGAACCUGGAGACAAACUGAACUGAAAAUAAAAAAAAAACUGAAAUAUUACAAAAUGUAGAGCAGACUUGAUGUGUCCUCGAAAGAUGUUACAAUAUCAUAUCACAACAAUAAAAUAAAAUAUACACAUUUUAAAAUGUGAAACAUUCCAGUCAUUAUGGACAUACGUGGUUUUGUGGUAUGGAUGAAAAUGGAUGCAGGCUUCCCUAAAUGUAAUUUAAAAAGUAUUGGUUAUGACUCCAGUUGCUCCUGGGAGUGUUUUGCAGAGAUUAAUCAUUGCGAACCCCUUUGUAGGUCUGAAAAUUGAUGAUGGUUCAGUCUAGCACACUCCUUCCGUCACUAGGUGAAAGCAGAGAUAGAUUUCAUAUUGCUGUGUGAGCUAUAGCUAUGAUAGUGCCACAUGUAAUCCCUGCCUUUGUAGAUAUUGCAAAUCUGUUAAAGUCAAUAAGAUAAAGAAGAAUGCCUUGCAAGAAGUCAACGUGGUAGUAAUCUUUCAGGUUAAUGGUUGUCUGACAGUCUCCACACCAUACUCUUACGUUGUUUGAUGACUAAUACUUUCUUCUUAAUGAAAUGUUGAUUUCUGAAAUAGGUGGCUUCAGUCUUUGUCAUUUGCAAAAGAAAUAAUAAAAUCAAACU
Messenger RNA from Stegostoma tigrinum, 5277 nucleotides. Its product is annotated as rho GTPase-activating protein 44-like. The transcript has 23 exons. The coding region runs from base 155 to 3187 and encodes 1010 amino acids. The record is from RefSeq and is a predicted model, not a curated record. Gene Ontology annotation, cellular component: dendritic spine; postsynaptic density; intracellular anatomical structure. Lineage: Eukaryota; Metazoa; Chordata; Chondrichthyes; Orectolobiformes; Stegostomatidae. Gene Ontology annotation, biological process: neurotransmitter receptor transport, endosome to postsynaptic membrane; modification of dendritic spine; negative regulation of Rac protein signal transduction. Gene Ontology annotation, molecular function: GTPase activator activity; protein binding.